CUGUGCCUCAGCUGAUUGUGACGUAGCCGUGGGGGAUUUAGCCAAGAGAAGGGCGAGGGGUAGAGGCAGGGUGACUGCCGAAUAACUGCACGGCUGGGCACGGAUAAUAAACACGAGCAACUCCCACCGUGGAUUCAAAUCGGAAAGGCCUUUGGGGAUUCGGAAUUAUAUUUUCCCGCUGACCGGUGGACCGCCUCUGUGCGCCAGUCACGAAUUCGAGGAGCUCUUCAUGAUAAUUAUUUACCACUUCUGAGACGAGAAAGAGACACCGAAAACAUUCUUUGGUACUGUUGAAAAGGAGGCGUAAAGAAGACAUGGUGGAUUAUUAUGAAAUCCUGGGGGUGUCAAGAAAUGCCUCUCAGGAGGACAUAAAAAAAUCGUAUAGAAAACAGGCUCUGCGAUGGCACCCAGACAAGAACCCGGACAACAAGGAGGAGGCAGAGAAGAAGUUCAAGGAGCUAGCUGAAGCAUAUGAAGUUCUGUCAGACCGCAGCAAGCGGGAGGCGUAUGACACCUACGGCAAAGACAGACUGCCCAACACGGGCUCUGGUGGCCAUCCUUCUCCAGAGGAUUUCCCAGGUUUCACAUUCACAUUUCGCAGUCCAGAUGAAGUGUUUCGGGAAUUCUUUGGGGGCCAGGAUCCUUUUGCCAGUUUCUUCGAUGACUUUGGUUUUGGUGGGGGGAUGCGUGGAGGAAUACACAGCGGCUUCCAUGGACAUCCUGGCACUUCGAGGCUCGGCCCCAGUCGGUUCUUCUCCUUCCCCUCAGCUGGAGUGCAUGAUUUCACCUCGUUCUCCUCCUCCAUGGGAGGGAUGGAUGGGCUGGAUAGCAUGGGAGGAGGGAUGGGGAAUUUCAAGUCGGUUUCCACAUCCAAGCGCAUCAUCAACGGGAAAUGCACCACCACAAGGAAGAUUAAAGAAAAUGGUCAGGAGCGAACUGAGAUUGAGGAAGACGGGGUCUUGAAGACGGUGCUUGUCAACGGUGUGGAGGAUGAGCUGGCCUUGGCUCUGGAGCUCAGCAAGAGAGAGCUCUCACUACCCAGUCAGCCGUCAAACUCACCCAGGCAACGCCUGGAGCCGCGGUCUGAGAGGACUGUACCCGUGGAGCCGCGGGGCCAGCUCCAUCCCCACCGAAUUAGCCCCGGCUCUGGUUCCAUGGCCCAGCGCUCCUUCAGCUCAGCUCCGUACUUCCACUACCCCGAUGUGCCAAGUGAGGAAGAGGAGGAGGAGGACGACGAAGACCUCCAGAUGGCCCUGGCUUAUAGCCUGUCCGAGAUGGAGGCCCAGCAGCGAACGUCCACAGCGGCCGACGUCAUCUCAGACUCAGACUUCCAGGCCUUCACGGGCUGAUCUGAUUGGCCGUUGCCCAUCUGACCCCUGAGCCUGAGUCAAAUAACCAUGUUGCAGGCCUGUAGGACAAGAACACGCCUGAAGAUUAACACGUUUAGCACCUGUAUUUUGACACCUACAAUCUAAGAUGUAUAUUAAAACCUGUAGAUUAACACGUGUAGCACCCGUUUUUUGACACGUACAGACUAACAUGUAGAUGAACACCUGUAGAUUAAAACAUAUAGCACCUUUAUUUUGGCACCUGUAGUUUAACACAUGUAGAUUACAACUUGAAUCAGGUCUAGAUGGUAAUGAGGGAGGACUAGAACGCAAUGAGUUGUGUAAAUGUGUCCCCUAAAGAUACAGAUGGUUGUGUCAGCAGACAGAUUGCUGUAACCCAUGAUGUAUUUAGCUGAUAUAUAAAAUACCUGUGGGUGAUGUAUAAAUUAAACCAGGGGUGAGAAGCCCAUGGAGUACCUAGUGUCUGCUGGUUUUGGGGUUUCCCUUUCAAUGGGACCCAACUAUGAACGAGACAACCCAGUGAGGUUAGUCAGUAACUGAUUAGUGAAGGUAACUAAUCACUUGAGAAAAAGGUGGGAGCUAAAACCCGCAGAUACUCGGCCCUCUGUUGGAAUGAGUUGGGCAUUGGCGCGCUAAAUAAAGUGGCAGGAAUCAGCAAUGCCUGGGUAGGGAAAUGUGACGAUUAAGUGUUCUGAGACUUCUGGUGAAAUUAUUUUAGCAACACACGGUAUUACCCUGUGGGAAUCUCAAGGGAAUGCAGAUCUAGGAUAGAUGUAGAUGUUCACUAAUAUCCCAGCACCCUUUGCUGUUCCUCUAACCUGACCUCCAUGUCCACUCUGCUCC
Messenger RNA from Esox lucius (northern pike), 2192 nucleotides. RefSeq names its product DnaJ heat shock protein family (Hsp40) member B2 (gene dnajb2). Bases 315 to 1349 code for a protein of 344 amino acids. Gene Ontology annotation, molecular function: Hsp70 protein binding. The transcript is spliced from 11 exons. The record is from RefSeq and is a predicted model, not a curated record. Lineage: Eukaryota; Metazoa; Chordata; Actinopteri; Esociformes; Esocidae.